CUAACCAAUGUUUCUGUUUUUGUUUGUUCCACUUUGAUCUUCAUUGUAGGACUGAGUUGAGAUUUAUAGAGAAACUUGUGAAAGUUACUGAAAAUAAAGUAAACCGUUCAAUCCUCAGUGUUGCUCCUUACCUAAUUGGUAUGAAUUUUCGGGUUAACAAUAUUUGCUUGUGGUUGCAACAUAAAUCAGAUAAUGUUGGUAUUUGGGGCAUUUGUGGUAUGGGUGGUAUAGGGAAGACAACAAUUGCCAAAUAUGCAUUUAACUCUAACUUUGAAAGUUUUGAAAGAAGCAGCUUCCUCUACAAUGUUAGAGAUUUUUCUGAGUCUACCGAUGGACUAUUGUAUCUGCAGAAACAAUUUCUUUCUGAUAUUCUUGAUGGGAGGAAGAUUGACAUUCAGAGUGUUGAAGAUGGAAUCAAUCAGAUCAAAAGUGCUGUUUAUGGUAAGAGGGUUUUCGUUGUGCUGGAUGAUGUUGAUGAAGUGGACCAAUUAGUUGCUAUCAUAGGAAUGCGAGAUUGCUUUUAUUCAGGUAGUAAAAUAGUAGUGACAACUCGGCACAUAGAGUUACUAAGGGCUUGUAAAAUUGAAUUGAUUGAUCAUGUUCAGAAACUGAACAUAGGCGAAUCAGUUGAACUAUUUAGUUGGCAUGCAUUCGGACAAGACCAUCCAGUUGAGAAUUACACCAAGUUCUUGAGAAGGAUUAUAGAAUACUGUAUUGGAUGUCCUCUAGCUUUACAAGUUUUGGGUUCUUCUCUCUCUGGUAAAAGUUUAGAUGUAUGGGAAAGUACACUGAAGAAACUAGAGGUAAUUCCUAAUAGUCAAUUAUCCAAGAAACUGCAAAUUAGUUUUGAGUUUAUACAAGAUGAUCAUGACAAAAGCCUAUUCCUUGACAUUGCCUGUUUCUUUCUUGGAAAGAAUGUAGACCAUAUUGUCACUAUACUUGAUGCAUGUGGAUAUUAUUCAAUGGUUGGGAUUCAGAAUCUCCAAGAUAGAUUCUUGUUGAUAAUUGAUGAAUAUGGAAAACUGAGGAUGCAUCCAUUAGUUAGAGAUAUGGGACGAGAAAUUAUACGCCAAGAAUCACCUAAGCAUCCCGAAAGACGGAGUAGAUUGUGGCAUUUCAAGGACUCAUUUAAAGUUCUGAGAGAAAAAAAUGGUUCAGAUAUGAUUCAAGGCCUGAACCUUAGGUCUUGUGCACACAAAGAUAAGCCACCAAGAUUCUUCUAUCAUCCAACAGCAAAAGAGUACUUGCAGGAAUGUGCCUACUUAAUAGGGAAAACAAGGCUGUCACGCCAAAAUGAUCAAUCAAGUCAACCACAGCCUCGUAAAGUUCUCCUUUAUGGUUCCUCAAUAGAAUCAAAUGGCAAAUCAAAGAAGGUGGACAGCGUCAACACUGAUGCAUUUUCUGGUAUGCACAAAUUAAAACUGCUGCAACUUGACAAUAUAGCGGUUAAAGGAAAUUACAAGGAGUUCCCAAGGUCAUUGAGGUGGUUGUGUUGGCACAAAUUUCCAUAUAAAUGUUUACCUGAUGGCUUACCUUUGGAGAAACUGGUGGUCCUGGAAAUGCGCUACAGUAGGUUGCAUCAUCUUUUUAAAAGAAACAAGCUUCUCAGUGCAUUAAAGAUUCUGAAUCUGAGUCAUUCAGAAGGUCUGUCCUACACCCCUGACUUUUCAAAGCUCCCAAAUCUUGAGAGGAUAAUUCUCAAGUACUGCACUAGGUUGACUCAGAUUGAUAAAUCGAUUGGGGGACUAAAGAGACUCCUCAUUCUGAACCUAAGAGGCUGCCAAAGUCUACGGAAGCUUCCCAGAUGUAUUAGUAAUCUUCAUUCCCUCGAGAAGCUUAUUCUGUAUGGUUGCUCAAAAUUUGUAUGGUCUUCAUUAGAGCUGGGUAAGAUGCAUUCAUUGCUAGAGCUUGAUGCCGGUGGAACUGCUAACCAUCAAGUUUCCACUUCUGUAAGUACGAAGCAUUUACUGAGUUUAGCUCUGUGCACUUCAGUCUCAAGCCCGAGAAAAUCUCCUGGAAUUGUUAACCUGUUAACUACAGUAUCUCAGACAUUAGUAACCUUAAGUCUUAUUGGAUGUGAUCUAUCUAGUGAUUUGAUUCCAGUGGAGCUUGGUGAUUUCUCCACACUGCAGAACUUGUUUUUAAGUAAGAAUCCAAUUCAUAGCUUACCAGAUAGCAUCAAGGGGCUUACCAGUCUCCAGGUACUUGAGUUAGAUAACUGCGAAGAACUUAAAUAUCUUCCAGAGAUCCCAGCCAGUGUGACAACCUUGAGUAUACAUGGAUGCAGAUCACUCGAGCGGUUAUCAAAUUUACCAAACAUAUUGACAACAUUGGAUUUUCUUGCAUUACGUUGCAACAAACUAAUUGAGGUUCAGGAAAUGUUCCAGCUAAAAUGCAUUUCUUUAUUUGAUGAUGACUUAAUCAGCGUUCUGGGUUUACCCAACUUGACGUUCUUGAGUGACACUAAGGCGGAUCUCUACAACAACCUGACUCUUUCAAGGUGGAAAGGUCCUAUACAGGGCCUCUAUGAAUUUGGCAUAUUCAGUACUUCUGUCCAUGGAAGUGAGGUUCCAGACUGGUUAAGCUACAAUGCUAAAGGGUCGUCCUCAAUCAGUUUUGAUGUGCCUAAUCAUGACAUUCAGGGUUUAAACUUAUAUGUUAUCUAUGGAAAUGCCAGCAUAUCUUAUUGUACAAGGAGAAAUAAAUUUUGGAAUGAGUUUCAUGUUAGAGUGGCAAAUAUGACCAAGGAUCUGAGAUGGACAUACAGUCCAAUCAUUCAUGGUGUUCCAGAUAUUGAUGAAGAUAUCAAAUGGCAAUGCUAUUGGGAAAUAGGAGAUCACUUGGAUCCUGGAGACUCUAUGAGCAUUUCAGUUACUCUAUAUUCUGGUGUUCGGUUGAAGGAAUUUGGCGUCCACAUUGUGUAUAAGCAAAAUGAGAACAAUUUGAGAUGUAAAGCAUCAUCUCCUCCUGCACACCAUCUCAUUAAUGGGGUGGAUAACUCUGCAUAUCAGGUUCAAGGCUCCUACUUCCUCUGUCAUCAUGACUUUGAUAUUCAGCAAAAUUAUUUCACUUAUGGCUGGAAUUCAACGGGCUGGUAUGACUUCUUCUUUGGUGAUAAUUCUGAUCAAGAUAUUCCCGAGGAAUUAAAUGGUUCCCCGUCACAUUGCAGAUAUGACCAGCGAGAAUGUCUAUGGACUUGUAUCUAG
This is a messenger RNA of Solanum stenotomum, 3206 nucleotides long. Its product is annotated as disease resistance protein RPV1-like. Gene Ontology annotation, molecular function: ADP binding; protein binding. The transcript is spliced from 4 exons. Gene Ontology annotation, biological process: defense response. The record is from RefSeq and is a predicted model, not a curated record. Bases 141 to 3206 code for a protein of 1021 amino acids. Lineage: Eukaryota; Viridiplantae; Streptophyta; Magnoliopsida; Solanales; Solanaceae.